Camellia sinensis is the source of this 2092-nucleotide messenger RNA. It is a transcript of the gene DDB2, whose product is annotated as damaged DNA binding 2. Gene Ontology annotation, cellular component: Cul4-RING E3 ubiquitin ligase complex; nucleus. NCBI's taxonomy places the organism in Eukaryota, Viridiplantae, Streptophyta, Magnoliopsida, Ericales, Theaceae. The record is from RefSeq and is a predicted model, not a curated record. Gene Ontology annotation, biological process: DNA repair; response to UV. Gene Ontology annotation, molecular function: damaged DNA binding; protein binding.
ACACUCCCUCGGGUGCCCCCAAGGAACAGUUCCAACAAUACAUUUCUCUUCUCCUUCCGCUUCGGGUUCCUCCUCGAGUCUUGCAACUCUGCUCCGCUCCGCUCCAGAACAAGUUACGGAAAAUGCCACCGCAAACCAGAAGAAUGGCGUUCCCGAACGUAGUCAUCGAGCGAGACACCGAUUCUGAAGAAAGCUCAUCAUCAUCAGACGAAGAACAAGAUGUAGAAGAAGAGGACAACAACGACGACCUAGAAGCUGAAGAAGAAGAAGAGGUUGAGAAUGGAGACACAGUCGAAGAGGUCAAGGUCGAGGUCUCUGCGGCGAAGAAGAGAGAGAAAGCCCCGAUCACUAUCAGUCUCAAGAAAGUCUGCAAAGUGUGCAAGCGAACGGGUCAUGAAGCGGGAUUCAAAGGGGCUACUUACAUUGAUUGCCCUAUGAAACCCUGUUUUCUCUGCAAAACGCCUGGCCACACUACAAUGACUUGUCCGCACCGAAUUGCUACUGAGUAUGGGGUAAUCCCAGCACCCCGUAGACACACUCAUAACUCAUUGGAUUAUGUCUUUGAACGCCAGCUUAGACCCAACAUCCCCGCAAUCAAGCCAGCAUUUGUGAUUCCCGAUCAAGUGAAUUGUGCAGUUAUCAGAUACCAUAGUAGACGAGUUACAUGUUUGGAGUUCCAUCCAACUCGUAAUAACAUUCUUUUAUCCGGAGAUAAGAAAGGACAACUUGGAGUUUGGGACUACUGCAAAGUACAUGAAAAGAUAGUUUAUGGGAACAUACAUGGUUGCAUACUUAACAACAUGAAGUUCAAGCCCACAAAUGAUGGAACAGUAUAUGCUGCAUCCUCAGAUGGGACCAUCAGUUGCACUGAUUUGGAGACUGGAAUUUCAUCAUCAUUGAUGAACCUUAAUCCUAAUGGGUGGCAGGGCCCAAGCAGUUGGAGAAUGCUUUAUGGGUUGGACGUCAACUCAGAGAAAGGUGUUGUGCUUGUUGCAGAUAACUUUGGAUAUUUGUACUUGAUGGAUAUUCGCUCCAACAGCAAAGUAGGGGAGACUAUUUUGAUCCAUAAGAAAGGAAGUAAAGUCGUGGGGCUACACUGCAAUCCUGUUCAGCCAGAUCUUCUUUUGAGCUGUGGAAAUGAUCAUUUUGCCCGCAUAUGGGACAUGCGUCGGUUAGAAUCUGGAUCUUCUCUUUGCAGUCUUGCACACAGACGUGUUGUUAACUCCGCAUAUUUUUCUCCACGAAGUGGCAGCAAAAUACUUACUACAUCACAGGACAACCGCCUUCGAGUAUGGGAUUCUAUCUUCGGCAAUUUGGGUUCCCCAAGUCGGGAAAUUGUACAUAGUCAUGAUUUCAAUCGACACUUGACUCCUUUUCGAGCUGAAUGGGAUCCAAAGGACCCGUCGGAGUCCCUUGUGGUUAUUGGACGUUACAUAAGCGAAAAUUAUAAUGGAGCUGCUUUGCAUCCCAUUGAUUUUAUAGACAUUAGCACUGGGAAGCUAGUUGCUGAGGUCAUGGAUCCGAACAUUACAACUAUCAGUCCUGUGAACAAGCUACAUCCACGAGAUGAUGUUUUGGCAACUGGUAGUUCAAGGUCUAUUUUCAUUUGGAACCCGAAGGAGAAGUCUGAGAUUGUGCAACAGAAGGAUGAAAAGAAGAUUGUUCUUUGCGGAAAGGCUGAGAAGAAACUCAAUAAGAAGUUUGACGGUGAAAGUGAUGAUUCCGAUGAUGACAUACGCAAAAUCAAGGGUAAGAUCACCCAAUCAAGAAAAGCUGAACCAAAAUCAUCUCGAUGUAGUCUUAAGGGCAAGCGAUAAGCUUAUGAAUGCAAUUACCCCGCAAUAUUUUUUGAGCUGGUAAUUGAUGGUUCCUAUAUGCCAACCUUUGUAUAUGCUAACUUAUGUUUUGGUGAUGUAGUAUUUAACAUGAUAUGUAGUUUUGUAACUUUUCACAUCGUUUUGGUUCUUCGCCAUUGUAUACUAGGCUUACCUAGUGCUCAAGAUAAGCUCUAUGUUUUGUGUAAUAGUUUUUUUUGUAGCCUACCCGGUUGUAUUGAAAUUCUAUUCAAUGUGUUUGGUUCCGGUUUUCUAAA